Messenger RNA from Mauremys mutica (yellowpond turtle), 7590 nucleotides. It is a transcript of the gene PIGO, whose product is annotated as phosphatidylinositol glycan anchor biosynthesis class O. Gene Ontology annotation, biological process: GPI anchor biosynthetic process. The transcript is spliced from 10 exons. Gene Ontology annotation, molecular function: mannose-ethanolamine phosphotransferase activity. The record is from RefSeq and is a predicted model, not a curated record. Lineage: Eukaryota; Metazoa; Chordata; Testudines; Geoemydidae. Gene Ontology annotation, cellular component: endoplasmic reticulum membrane. The coding region runs from base 4 to 3300 and encodes 1098 amino acids.
ACCAUGCCAGCUCUGACCUUCUCCCACCCUUGCAGGAUGCAGAGGUGGCCGGUGCUGCUCUUCCUGGCCUGGGCCUGUUUCCUCUUCUUCUCCGGCAUCGCUCUCUUCACCAGCGGCUUCCUGCUCAUGAGGAUCGAGCUCACCAACCGCAGCUCCUGCUCGGACCCGCUGGCCGCCCCGGCCUGGGCCGGGCAGGGGGUCGCUCCCGGCGCCUGCUGGAUGCCCCGGCGCGUCCCCAAGGCCGUGCUGCUCAUCAUAGACGCCCUGACCUUCGAGUUCGCCCGCUUCGACCCAGCCAAGGCGCGGCCCCGGCCCUACGAGAACAAGCUGGGCUUCCUGCACCAGCUGGCCGGCUCCCAGCCCCGCCACGCCCGGCUCUACCGCUUCCGAGCCGACCCGCCCACCACCACCAUGCAGCGCAUCAAGGGCAUCACCACCGGCUCCCUGCCCACCUUCAUCGACGUGGGCAGCAACUUCGCCUCCUACGCCAUCGAGGAGGACAAUCUGCUCGGGCAGCUGGUGGAGAACGGGAGGAGAGUGGUCUUCAUGGGGGAUGACACCUGGGAUGGACUCUUUCCCCAGAAGUUCUUCCGCUCGUAUUUCUUCCCGUCGUUUAACGUGAAGGAUCUUCACACGGUGGACGAUGGGAUCCUGCAGCACCUCUACACGACUGUGGAUGGUGGUGAGUGGGACCUGCUGAUCGCUCAUUUCCUGGGUGUGGAUCAUUGUGGGCACAAGCAUGGACCAGACCAUCCAGAAAUGGCCAAGAAACUCACCCAGAUGAACGAGAUGCUCAGGUCGCUGGUGGAUCACCUGGCGAACGACACCCUGCUGCUGGUGGCAGGGGACCAUGGAAUGACGGAGACUGGGGACCACGGAGGAGACAGCGAGAAGGAGGUGAACGCGGCACUCUUCGUGUACAGUAAAACGCCUCUCUUUGGAGCCCACCUUCCCGAGGAGCCGGAAACCAUCCCGCAGGUGAACCUGGUGCCCACGCUGGCCCUGCUGCUGGGUGUGCCCAUUCCCUACAGCAACAUCGGGGAGGUGAUGGCUGAGCUGUUCUCGGGGGACGGCGGCGCUGCUUCGGCAGCACUCAGUCAGCUCUCGGCGUAUCGCAUCAAUGCCAGACAGGUGGACCGUUUCCUGCACUCCUACUCGCUGGCUGCCCAGGACCUGCCGGCUGAGCGGCUCCGGCACCUGCGGGAGCUUUUCUCUGCCGCGCUGGAGGAGCACGACCGGCUGCUGGCCCAAGUGCGGGAGGGGCUGCCUGCAUCGCCCGAGCUGGAGGCCAGGCUGGGGCGACUGGUUGGCCGCUUCCAGCAUUACCUGCGGGAGGCCCGGGCCGUGUGCAUGGAGUCCUGGGCCCGCUUCCACCCCCUGCGCAUGGUGGCUGGCUGUGCGCUCAUCGCCGCCUCCUGCCUGCUCUGCUGUGUCGCCUCGGAGCUGGCGGCGGCCCUGGACUUCUCCUACCGAAGCCGCCUCCUGUACCCGCUUCUCUGGGGCCUGGCGGUGGCGGCUGUGCUGGGGCUGGCCCGCCUGCUCACCAGGGAGGGGCUGGACCUCAUUCUGGUGGGGUCGUGGUCGGCUGCCGCCUCCCAGCUGGCCUUCUUCUGGCACUCGUGGGGCCGCCGACCCCGUCGAGCCCAUUUGGCCGGUGUCCAGCCGCCGGUGGCCAGCGCAGGCCUGUGGCAGAGAUUGCGAGCGUGGCAGGGGCUGGUCCUCCCCAUGGGCAUCCUCUUCAUCCGGUGCUGCGCCAUGUUCUCCGACAGCUUCGUGGUGGCCGAGGCCCGGGUGGCUCCGUUCCUGCUCGCGUCCCUGGCCAUCCUGCUGGUGGGCAGGCUGCACUGGCACGGCCGGCUGGCCGCUCCGGAAGCCCCCAAGCAACCCCCAGGCUCUGCCUUUUCCCAGAAGGAGAGCUGGCAGCUUCUGGGCCUCCUGGCCGUGCUCCUGGCCUGCCUGCGCCUCUCAGGCCUUUUCCACCAGUGCCGCGAGGAGAUCCCGCACUGCCAGCCCUCGCCCUUCCUGGCCCCCCUCUCCAGCCUGCAGAGCACUCAGGCCAAGAACCUCUUCUACCUCCUGUGCGUGGCCUCGCUGGCCGGGCUGGUCUACGCCGUGCGGCGCUGGCUGCGGCACUACGGGAACCUGAACAGCGCCGGCCCCCUGGUGCUGUUCGUGCGCUGGGCCUUCCCGCUGCUGGCCGUCUGGAUCGCUUGCUACUGGGCCGUCACCUCGGGGGCGGAGGACGCGCUGGGCAAGCUGCAGGAGCUGGUGCAGGUGGCGCUGGUGGGCUUCCCACGGGCCGUCUACGGCCUGGCAUCCCUGGGGCUCCUGCUGGCGCUGUGGAGGCCCGUGACGGUGUUCGUGAAGGACAGCCGGGAGUCAGUGGGGCCCAUUGUAACCCCUUAUCAGGGGGCCCCCAGCUCCCACGCCGAGCUCCAGCACGUCAUCCCACAGAUCUACAGGAGGAUGCAGGAGUCUCUGAAGACCCAGCUAGACAGGGGUCACCGGAGGGCCACGGUGGCAGCCUACGGCCUGGGGAGCGUGUACUCAGCCGCCCUGGUCAUAGUGCUCACCCUGCUGGGCCUCCUCCUGCUCAGCCUGCACAGCGAGAGGAUGAGCCUCGCCUUCCUGCUGCUCUUCCUGGAGGGCUUCGUGCUGCUGCGGCUCCACGCCUGGCUCGUCAGCCUCGCCGGGGACGCCGAGCCCUUUGUGGUCCCCUGGUACGCGGUCACCGCCUGGGUCUUUGCUGCCACCCAGUUCUUCUAUUCCACGGGCCACCAGCCCAUCUUCCCAGCCAUCCACUGGCACGCAGCCUUCGUGGGCUUCCAGGAGGGCCACAGCACCCACCUGCUGCCCGCUGUCCUGGUGGGGGCCAACACGUUCGCCUCCCACAUCCUCUUUGCAGUUGGCUGCCCUCUGCUCCUGCUCUGGCCCUUCGUCUGUGAGGCGCCCAACUCCCAGAGGAGGAAGCUGAAGAAGGAACUGCGGGAGGAGCUUCAGGAGGAGGAGGAGCCCAUGAUGGAGAUGCGGCUGCGGGAGUCUCCGGAGAGGUUCUCCGCGGCUCUGCUGCAGCUGGGGCUCAAGUACCUCUUUGUGCUUGGCGUGCAGCUCCUGGCCUGCGUCUGGGCAGCCAUGAUCCUCAGGAGGCAUCUCAUGGUCUGGAAGGUGUUUGCCCCAAAGUUCCUCUUUGAGGCUCUGGGCUUCAUAGUGAGCAGCAUCUGCCUCCUGCUGGGGAUUUUCCUGGUGAUGCGUGUGGAUUGCGCGGUCAGCGCCUGGUUUGAGCAGCUCCAGCCCAGGUAGCAUCUGAGCAGCCGAGAUGCAGGGAACCCGACGUGGAGCAUCGUCCCCUGAGGUGACGGCUGGGUCCCUGCUUCGCAAGGCCAGGCAGGACCUGGGAGCCGCCACCAUGGACAGUAGCUGGGGAUUAUCCCCGUCUCCCUGCUGGGUGCGACAGGGCGGGGCCGGCUGGUCUCUGGCCUCACUCAUUGUGUCAUCGAACUCUGAGCUCAACUUCAUUGCCUCCCGCCAGGUGGGUUUGGAGCCCAGGCCAGGCACAUUCGGCUGCAACGAAGGGUCUGUUGGGGGAGGAGAUGAAAGCACAAAGCCUCAAGUGCCCUCCUGUAGCUGGGUCUUACUGGGAUUUCCCCGACAUGUCUCCUCGCUGGGCAGAACACACCGCAGGCCACAGCAGGGCUGUGCGCUGCCUCGGUGUUUGCUACCUCGCCUGGGGCAGAGACGGGGCCUCGUCUACUGAGGAGCUCCAGGGGUGUGUGGGCACCAGAGGAGUGAGCUCCCUGUUCCCUGCCCAUGCAGCAGCCUCCUCCCGGUCCCUGGCUCCCAAAGAGGGGAGUCUGGGCAGCGCACGUCCCUGGGCCCGAGGCUGCUCCACCUGUGCUGAAGGAAGAAUUGUCUGCUACCAUGUGAUGGGGACGCCUCCUGCCUCACUGAUUCUAGUCUUCCUCAGGGCUGUGCGUGGGUGUGCCGCACCCUGCUGAAGAGUGUGUUUGUGUGUGUGUGUGUGUGAGAGAGAGGCCAGAGAAGCCUGCACAGCAUGGUGCUUUCAGAUGGUACCUGGGGCUGGGUUAGCAAUAGUCUCUACAAAGUCUGUGUGAAACUGCUGGGGAAGGAGACAGCAAGGAGGGAGGGAGUUGUGCCCAGGAAUAAAAUCCUCUCUGAGCCAGGGCUUCAGCCUUUUCUGGUAUCCAAACAGAGGCCUCGGCUGUAGCAGCCACUGCCCCCGUCUCCUGUCCGGGUGCAAGCCCUUCAAUCUGCUGUGGAGCUGUGGCUGCUCGUAACCCCAAUCUUGCGAUGACGAGUGACCCAAGCAGCGUGGCUGGUUAAUGAGCACAGCUGAAUGGCAGCCAGGUAGUGACAGGGCCUAGUAGCAAGGCUCCUUGUUAAAGGAGGAAGGGAGAGCCAAGAACUGCAGGCCGAGCCACUGGCAUGGGCUCAUUGGUGACCAGAGCUCGGUGCUUGAAAGCUUUUAGGAGCAGAUAACGCCCCGGCAGGACUGAUAGCUUAGCGCCUGCAGAAACGCUGGGGCACCACCUGGGGUCGAGGUUGGGCCACAUCUCAAGCUCGUCAGGGUGGGGCCUGGCCGCGUGGCUGGAAGAUCUGUAAGAAAACCCCAAGUGCUGCAGGUGGGGGUGGGGAUUCAGAGCACGGUGCUUUUUGCGGUACUGACCUGGGUGCUCCAGCCAAGGGUGUUGUGCUGCUUUGGGUGACGUCUCAAAGGAGCUGUCCCAACCUCACUCCUCCUGUUUAUGAUCAGGAGAUUGUAUCCCUUCUCCGCAGGGGUUACCCAUGGGGCCUGGCUAAAUUCCAUUCUGCCUCCCUAAAGUCCCCCUGCAGUUAGGGUCGUCUUCACUUCCUGCCCUAAGCCAUUGUGAUACUACUUGGUGCUAUUAAACCCUGCUGUCUCCCCCCGGGGUGGGUGAAGUGAUCUGUGCUGGGUGAAGCAGCUCUCGAGGGCAAAAGGAGCAUUGAGCCCCGUCUCUUUCUGGCUUUGAACCAGAGCUGUACGUGUCUGACUUCAGUUCACUGUGCUGUGGCUAGAGCAGUUCUGGGCCCUGCCUCUGGGUCCUUUUGUGGCCCCCAAAGUUAUCCUGGCUGCUGAACUGCUGCUGUUCGCCCUGAAGCGCCCAGCUGGUCUGAAGGGGGCGUGUCUUGUGGGUGGGUUUGGUUAGUCGCUGUAAUCCUGGGGGUCCUGUGUUUGCCCUCCCUGGGGUAGUAGCUGCACGGGUUGGUUAGAUGGGGUCACCUGUUACAGGAUGGUUCUCUGCUGCAGCUGCUAGUGCAGACCCUAUUGAGUCCUGCUGGCCAGUUCGCAGGGAUUGCCCCGUGGGCACGUGACUGGAAUGGGGGCAGGUGGCAUUAGAGCUCCAGGCAACUCGCAUUACGGAAGCCAGGGAGCAACCCCCACUGUGUCACCUGCAUUGCUGCGGUGCCCAGCCGUGCCGCCUAGUCCGUAGCCGCUAGUCUGAAUGGCCUUGCAGUCCAACUCUCUGCAGUCUUUAAAGCUGUAUUACUGUCCCACAACAUCCCUGUUCUGGGCUUUGCUUUCCCCUUCUCCCAAAUGUCAGCCGACCUCCCUUUCUUCAGGAGCUUUCACUGCACUGCUCAGCACUUCCGUGCAUGUCACUGGAGAGCUCCGUGCGCUUAGCAGCUAACGGCCUCCAGCCUUCCCCCUCCGCCCAGUCAGCUCUGGAUUAUCCCUGUUUUACAGAUGAGGACCCUGAGGCGCUUGUGGCUGUGGUGUGCCCACGGUCACACAAUGAGUUUGUGGGCAAGCAGGAACACAGCCCAGGAGUCCUAGCUCCAUGAAAAGCACAAAACUCUACCGCCCCCCAGCCCCCAUUUAACUCAUGCUGUGUCCCCUUCCAGCUCAGGGUUGAUUUUGAAUCUUGUAUCUUUAAAAUGUUUAAAUCCCCUUGUUCUUGUAGCUACAGGGUGGUCUGGUGAAUCUGGGAGCUGGAACUCCUGCUUUCUGAUCCCAGAUCUGCCACAGAAUGUGUGACCUUGGGCAAAUCACCCUGCCUCAGUUUCCCAGUCAAUAAAAUAGAAAUAAUCUAAUUCCAUAGAGACCCCCCCCCCCCCGAUUUCCCUAAACGGGGAUUUUAGUAGGUUGGGACCUGGGGCCAGGAGGAUCAUCCAUCAUCUGCUCCUCAAACUUGUCGCUCCGCACUACUAGGGCACUGUGCAGAGACACGAUCCGUGGGAUGCAGGCCUAGCCUCUCAUGGGCCCCGUAGAUCAGGACCAGUACCUAGAAAUGGAUCUGGUGAUGCCCGUCUGUCUGUGCAGGUGUAAAACUCCAUUCUGGCCGUGCACACUCCAGCCAAGGGUUGGACAAGAGCAGUGUGUGCAGAGCUUUGGCAUGGGAGAGCCAUAGACACAUUUGUGAGAUUGGGUCUAAUUUCUAAAGCCUGGGUGGGAAAUCUCUAUCAAACCUCCCCAAGAGGUGGGAGCUGGUCACAGCCUGUGUUCUCAAGGCCUUUGUCCUGUUUGGUUUAUUCCACAGCUUCACAUAUGUCAGCUGUCAGCACCAGUCUACAGUUAAGCCUGUUUCCUUUUGCUCCCAUUCAUCCUAUUUCUGUUUAUGCUCCUUUAAAUGUUUUAAACCAUUCGCCUCCCUUAAGGGUGCCAACACUCUCUCAGGAGGUUGCUGGGUAUUGCACCCCAUUGCCCGAGGGGAGGUUGUGUGGUCCAGCAGACAGCACCCACAGCUGGGAUUCAGGAGACCUGACUGCCAUUGACUGACCCAUGUGGCUUUGGGCAAGUUGCUUCCCCUUGUUGUGCCUCAGGGACCCCGUCUGGAAAAUAGGGGAAACAGCCAUUUAUGUAAAGCACUUUGAGUGGGCGGGAGCAAAGUGCUGUAAAGAUGCUGGGCACUAACAGGUAUCUCUGUGAAUCUGAUUGUCACUUUUCUUUCCGCUGGAGCAACUCAGCCUACAGGUGGAAGUGGCUCUGGAGUCUCUGCCAGUGAGUCGAGAUUUAUAACAAAGAGACAGGAGGGGGCAACUUGGCAGCUGUGGUUCAUCUAAAAGCAUCACCUCUGGACCACUCCAGUCAUUGAGACAGAGUUGGCGAGUGCUCCAGAGGAGCGGGAAACGGGAAGCCUGUGUUCUCUUUUCAGGUCUGUAACUGACUUGCUGUGGUCUUGGGCAAAUUGUUUCACUUCUUGUGUCUCAGUUUGCCUAAAAUUGCGAUAAUACUGACCUACCUUAACAGGGGUAUUGCAAGGCUGAGUUGUCUGUAAAAUGCACUGAGACCCUCAUUGAAGGAGCUAGAAACUAAUUAACGGUUUUGUUUAAUUAUAUAAUUACUAGGUGGUGGGGAAGAUUUGCUUUGUGAGUUUGGAUGUUGCUUCUCCUAACUAAAUCCAAGUACGGUAACUUUGUGAGUGGUCUCUGAGCCCAGUUCCAGCUUACUCCCAUUUCUAGGCUAUUGUCUGUUAACCUCCUUUUAGGGAAAAUGGAAAGUGAAAGAUUAAACUUGAGAAUGUUAGCAGGUGGCAGGAGGCCCCUGCAGUUGGUCUGGUUCUGUGCUGCAGCAAAACUGAUCCUUGCAAAUAAAGUGUGAGAUUCAAAAUG